GUCCAAGUAUCCCUUGUCACUCCUCCGCCCCCCUCGCCACCACCGCCACCACUCUCCCGCCUGCCCCGCCACUCCUUCGCUACUCCCCACCAUGGGCAACGCAGUCAGCAGCUGCUGCAGGCCAAGGCGCAAGAACAGCUACGAGCCCCUUCUCCUAGAGACAGAGAGGGAGGCCGUAGCCGACUUGCUGCAGUAUCUUGAGAACCGAUCCACCACCAACUUCUUCGCCGGCGCGCCCCUGGCUGCCCUUACGACCCUCUCGUUCUCCGAGAACGUCGACCUCCAGCGAUCCGCGGCCCUGGCGUUUGCAGAAAUCACAGAGAAGGAGGUCAGAGAGGUGGGCAGGGAUACGCUCGACCCGGUCCUGUACUUGUUGAGCAGCCACGACCCCGAGGUACAGCGCGCGGCAAGUGCGGCUUUGGGCAAUCUGGCCGUGAAUGGUGGGUGGAUCCCUUGGGCGGCACAUGAAUGGAAGGCUCAUGCACAUCUCAGCGGAGAACAAGCUCCUUGUGGUGUCUCUUGGUGGGCUCGAGCCCCUCAUACGACAGAUGCUCAGCCCCAACGUGGAGGUCCAGUGCAACGCGGUGGGAUGCAUCACCAACCUGGCAACCCAUGAUGAGAACAAGACGCAGAUUGCCAAGUCGGGCGCAUUGGUGCCGCUGACUCGCUUAGCCAAGUCAAAGGACAUGCGUGUACAGCGAAACGCCACUGGGGCGUUGCUCAACAUGACUCACUCUGACGAGAAUCGACAGCAGCUUGUGUCGGCUGGCGCCAUUCCCGUACUUGUCAGCUUGCUCAACUCUCCCGACACGGACGUUCAAUACUACUGCACGACCGCUCUUAGUAACAUUGCUGUCGAUGCGAACAACCGGAAAAAGCUCGCCACCUCCGAGCCCAAGUUGGUGCAGAGCCUUGUCCAGUUGAUGGACAGUCAGAGUCUGAAAGUACAGUGCCAAGCGGCUCUGGCUCUGCGUAACCUUGCCAGUGACAGCAAGUACCAACUCGAGAUUGUCAAGUUUAACGGCCUUCAACCUCUUCUUCGACUUCUUCACUCCUCUUAUCUGCCCCUCAUCCUUUCCGCCGCUGCUUGUGUCCGAAAUGUCUCCAUUCACCCCGCCAACGAGUCGCCCAUCAUUGAAUCUGGCUUCCUCCAGCCUUUGAUCGAGUUGUUGUCUUUCGACGAGAAUGAGGAAGUGCAAUGCCAUGCAAUCUCAACGCUGAGGAAUUUGGCAGCGAGCAGCGAGAAAAACAAGGGCGCUAUCGUGGAAGCGGGUGCGGUUGAAAAGAUCAAGAGUUUGGUCUUGACCGUUCCCUUGGCCGUUCAGAGUGAGAUGACAGCCUGUGUGGCAGUCUUGGCCCUCAGUGAUGAUCUCAAGCCUCAACUACUCGAAAUGGGUAUCUGUGAAGUCCUGAUUCCCCUCACCAACUCCCCCAGCGUCGAAGUGCAGGGCAACUCUGCUGCCGCUCUCGGCAACCUGUCCUCCAAGGCUGCCGAAGACUAUGCGCCUUUCAAUGCUGUCUGGAACAAGCCCGACGGUGGCCUUCAUGCCUAUCUUGUCCGAUUCCUGAGCUCUGCCGAUAUCACCUUCCAGCAUAUUGCCGUCUGGACGAUUGUUCAAUUGCUCGAGGCCGAGGACGAGCAGCUUACAAACAAUAUCCGCUCCUCCCCCAUCCUAAUCUCCUCUAUCCGCCAACUCUCCAAAUCACCCCCACCCUCCCACUCUGGCGGAAGACGUGACCCCACAGAUCCGUCAGGGAGCUCAUCAGACGAGGAGUAUGACGACGGCAUGACGGACCAGGAAGGAGAGGGCGAGAUUGUGUCUCUUGCGCGAAGGAUCUUGGACUUGACAGAGGUUGGGGAGGAAGAGGGGGACGCUUUCGAGUCCCGGCCCAGGCCAGUCGCUGGAAGUCAAGGGGUGCAACAAUACUCUUCAGGCGGACAGGGUAGUCAGGUCGGGAGUGUUGGGUCGGAGCAUGCGGCGUUGCGAGCGAGUAUCCACAGGGCGUUGAGCGGAGGUGGUCGAUGAGCGGUCGAGCUUGGCCAAACCAGUCUUGUUGCUGUUUGAGGCAAUAGACACACAUGCGUAAAAGUCAUGUUGUCAGCGCGUACAAGCGCCAAAUGUUUGAUGACGGACCGAAAGGAACAAAACCAAAGGCGAAGAGUUUGUGAAUGACCCUGUGAGAUGUGAAUGUAUGUAUAGCAUUUUGAUACUACGUCUUAUUUUUAUUCGAAUAGUCUUUCACCUGGCAGGAUAAUGCACCAUGAUGUUUCUGUG
Messenger RNA from Cryptococcus amylolentus CBS 6039, 2276 nucleotides. Its product is annotated as vacuolar protein 8, variant. Bases 438 to 2027 code for a protein of 529 amino acids. Gene Ontology annotation, biological process: vacuole inheritance; nucleus-vacuole junction assembly. Gene Ontology annotation, molecular function: protein-membrane adaptor activity; protein binding. Gene Ontology annotation, cellular component: fungal-type vacuole membrane. The transcript has 7 exons. The record is from RefSeq and is a predicted model, not a curated record. NCBI's taxonomy places the organism in Eukaryota, Fungi, Basidiomycota, Tremellomycetes, Tremellales, Cryptococcaceae.